GCCCUAGGCUAGACGACGUUGAUGUCAACUGUUUGUUUUGGUUGGUGGUUCGUCUGUAAUUCAAAACAAAAAUGGGUUUAUUCCAGCAACAAAACAGAUUAUUACUAGACCCUUUAAUACGAUAUUGUUCUAACAAGUAUCUUUCUGAGAGAUUAGUAAAGUCUUCUUAUUGUAUUUUCAAAACAAGUCGAAGGAAUGUUUCUAAUAAUGGCGAAUGGUCGGAUGAUGAAGUCCGAAAAAUGAGGCUCAUAAAGCGAGUAGGAGCUGGUGUUCUCUUCAGUGCAACUCUCGGGUUAGCUAUUUACAGCAAAAGAAGCAAAGCCCAAAGACUUCGAGAUUGCUUGGAGGAUUGUGAAAGGCUGCCACCAGAUAAUGAUUAUACAUCUUCCAUGGCCUCAGAGUUCUAUCGCUGCAAAUCUUGCAUAUUUCCUGGUGACAUAAUCAAAUCUGGAACAUUGAAAAAAUUGGAAUCUCUUGAACUGAAGGGAAAUGAUGUUAUUGUUGCCAGCUUUCCUAAAUCAGGAACAACAUGGAUGCAAGAAAUUGUAUAUUUGAUUCAAACUGGCUUGGAUUUUGAAGGAGCUCAGAAGCAAGUUCUUGAGACAAGAUUUCCAUACCUGGAACAUCCAUAUCCUGGUUUAGCAGCUAUUAAGAAAACAGAGGGUCCGCGAUUUAUCAAAACUCAUUUGCCCUUGUCUUUGCUUCCAAAAUCUGCCUUGGAAAAUGGGACCAAGGUGAUUUACAUAGUAAGAAAUCCAAAGGAUGUGGCAGUAAGUUACUACUAUUUUCUUCGUAUGGCGACCUUUGUGGGUUACCGUGGUGGGAUGAACGAUUUUAUCAAAAAAUUCAUUAAAGGCGAAGUUCCGUACGGUCCAUAUUUUGAACAUGUUCUCGGAUAUUGGAAGCAGCAUCAGAAAAAUUCAAAUUACGGCAGUAAUCUCUUAUGGAUCACUUAUGAGGAGAUGCACAGAGAUCCUGAAGGUUCUAUCCGACGUGUUGCCCAUUUCCUUGAUCGCCCUCUGACAGAUGAUCAGGUUCGCCUUAUUGCUGCCCACACCCGAUUUGAUAACAUGGCCCGAAAUCCAUCAGUUAAUUACUCGCAUUGGGAUGACUUGGGUCUGAGAAACAAGGAAGAAGCGCCUUUUAUGAGAAAUGGUCUUGUAGGAGACUGGCGCAGCUACUUUGAUCGGGAAACUAACCGACGCUUCGACGAUUUUAUUAAACAGCAUCUCGAAAGCAGUGGAUUGAAAUUUGAAUUUGUCCCUGCCGACGAAAAAUAAAUCAAUGAAGAAACUGGAAUGGUUAUUAUCCGGACGAAUGUACACAACCAUUUCUAGUCAAUAGUGCUGUACAUACAUUACACCAUCAUAACGGAUAUUGAGAAAUAAAGUCGACAAAGUUAGCUUUAAAAGCUGAUUUUUUUUAAGCAUUGAAAA
This is a messenger RNA of Daphnia pulex (common water flea), 1436 nucleotides long. RefSeq names its product sulfotransferase 1B1-like. Gene Ontology annotation, molecular function: sulfotransferase activity. Bases 72 to 1280 code for a protein of 402 amino acids. Gene Ontology annotation, biological process: sulfation. The transcript has 5 exons. NCBI's taxonomy places the organism in Eukaryota, Metazoa, Arthropoda, Branchiopoda, Diplostraca, Daphniidae. The record is from RefSeq and is a predicted model, not a curated record. Gene Ontology annotation, cellular component: cytoplasm.